AGAGCGAGAGCGCAGGGCUGCUGCUGGUGUAGUGGGAGAAAGACGGGGAAUUACACUUAGCAGAAAAGACACGCAGAGGGGAGGACACACCAGGUGGACACCCCAGUCCUCGACCAUCUCUCCCCUCCAGUCCUGCUGUCCGUGUCGUGUCCGUGAGACGGUCACCGCACGUCAGACUCGGAGGGAACACACACCGCCGUCCACCCUCUGAGUCCAUGGGGUAACAACAGACUAUUGAAGGAGAGGCUUUUGUUCAGCUACCCAGAUGAACAACAGGAAGGAGGACAUGGAGAUCUCUUCUCACUACCGUCAGCUCCUCCGAGAGCUCAACGAGCAGAGGCAACACGGUAUCCUGUGUGACGCCUGUGUCAUUGUGGAUGGAAAGAUCUUCAAGGCUCACAAGAACGUUCUUCUGGGCUCCUCGCGCUACUUCAAGACUCUAUACUGCCAGGUUAAAAAAGGGGCGGAGCCACACCACCAGACUACAGUCACUCACCUGGACAUUGUGACUGCGACAGGUUUCAAAGCCAUCCUGGACUUCAUGUACUCCGCUCACCUCGCUCUCACCAGUAAGAACGUGAUUGAAGUCAUGUCUGCCGCCAGCUACCUACAAAUGACAGAUAUUGUCCAGGCGUGCCACAGCUUUAUUAAGGCCGCCCUGGACAUCAGCAUCCGCUCUGAGAUGGCAGACGAACUAUCAGACUUUGAAAUGGGAGCUGUCACCGCAGCCGGCAUAGGAGGUGGCGGUGGGGGAGGCGUAGGAGGUGUUGGUAUCACAGGAGCAGGAGGAGUAGCCGGAACAGGCUUAGGAGGAGGUGGGAUAGUGGGCAUGGCCUCCGAAGCUCUCGCCUCCAUCAUGUCUGGUCGCAGCACCUCCCCCUGGCUGGCGCGACGCACCAGCCCUGCCAACUCCUCCGGGGACUCGGCCAUCGCCAGCUGCCACGAGGGAGGCAGCACGUAUGGCAAGGAGGACCAAGAACCCCCCAAGAGCCACGAGAGCCAAGAGGAAGCUUGCCAUGACUCCCAGCCUGCUUGGCCACACGACUACAGGCCUGUCAGCGUUAAAGAGGAACAGGUGUCCCCUGCUUCUUCCUUGCAUCCCCGGGACACCCCCAGGGGUGCCGCUCAUAGCCAAAGGGAUCAGGUGGCAGGGGGCACGAGCGCAGGUGGAGACGGACCCUGGCAACCCUUGACAGGGUCAGGGCGGAGGAAGAACAGGAAGAACAAGGACACAGUCAGACAUAUAACCCAGCAGGCCGAGAGGAACUGGGACAGGGACAGUAGGCCUGGAUCCCCUCUGCCGUCCAUGCUGGCUGUGGCUGGCUGGAACUACAAUGGACAGGAUAUUCCAAGCGCAGACGUGACCGAGGCCAACAGCUCCGACAGCCGCAGCGAACGCCUUGACUUUUUCCUCAAACAGGAAGAGGCUCUUGCGGCAGAGCCGGGCUUCCUGGGUCCCAACGAAUCAGAAGAGGCGAGCAGAGGAGGAGGAGGCGGCGGUACGAUCUCAUCGGUGGCCAACCUGAAGGCGGCACUGAUGAGUAAGAACAGCCUGCUGUCACUGCGGGCUGAGAUGAUGGGAGAUGAUAACCCCUUGCUCUUUGAGUAUCUGCCCAAAGGAGGACACUCCUUGUCUUUGAAUGACUUCACGGUGAUCCGCAAAAAGUUCAAGUGCCCCUACUGCAGUUUCUCUGCCAUGCACCAGUGCAUCCUGAAGAGGCACAUGCGCUCCCACACCGGCGAGAGGCCGUACCCGUGUGAGAUCUGUGGCAAGAAGUUCACCAGGAGGGAGCACAUGAAGAGGCACACGCUGGUGCACAGCAAGGACAAGAAGUACGUGUGCAAAGUGUGCAGCCGCGUCUUCAUGUCGGCCGCCAGCGUGGGGAUCAAACACGGCUCCCGCCGCCACGGCGUCUGUGCCGACUGCUCCGGUCGAGGCAUGGCGGCGCUGCUGGAUCACAGCGGCGAGGCGGGAGGAGACAUCUCUCCCGAGGAAGAGCUGUACCAGGUCGAUCGCUUCCACGACGACCAGGCGGAGUGCGACGGCGACGGCGAAGAGGAGAUGAUGGCGGAAGGCGACGGAGAGCUGGUGGGCGAGGGGGAGGAGGAGGCGGCGGCCAAGUGGAAGGACUCCGGGAUGGCGGGCCAGACUCGCCGAGCGCUGGACACUGAGAAGGAGGAGAGCGACUCCUCGGCGCAGGACGGCGAGCACCAGAACGGCAGCGAGAAAGACUUUGCUUGGAUCUCCUAGAAGUCACGGAGUCUUCUUUGGGAUCACAACCGAGUCCGCAGACCUUCUGGGAUCUUGCAGGUCUCCUUUCACCUCUCGCUGGCCGGAUGGGGGGGCAGUUUAUGAAUAGUUAGUACACACACACACACACACACACACACACACACGGUGACAAGAUGGCGGAGGGAAAAGCUUCUUUCUGCUUCUCGCCUCCUGAAGUCGUCUUCAUGUUGUUGUCGUGAAAGCUCUCGACUCAACGUUGUGUGUUCGCCGUCACAAUCGCCAUGGUAACGGUGGGCCCUCCGACGUGAGAGGAGACGUGAAUGGAUCGCAAAGCCCCACGGGAGGAGACGAGUCCCACUGCCACAGACUUGCACUUUAACCUCCAAGCUCCUCUCGGACCCUGGCUUCACCUUUGACCUCCAUCUUGGCGAGCGCCGCCACCUUCUUCACGGUCCUGCCGACUGUGAGCACCCAGUCUGGACCCCCGGGUCCCCCUCUGACAGGUGCGCACCAGGCGGGACAACCUCUGUGCUGCCUUUGUCGCCUUUUCUUCUCUGUUCUUCUCGGCCACGCCAGAUUGUUGAAGGUUCCCACGGCCAUUUUGCUUGCUUUGGUAUUUAUUGAAGGAGCGUGCACUCUGCAGGUGGCCCCUCGCCCUGGAGUGUGGGAGUGGGACGUAUGCAAGGAUGCGUCUUAUUCUGAUUAGCCCAACUAUGAUUACUGUUGUUGUUGUUGUUAUUAUUCUUCUUCUUAAGUGCUGGAUGCUAAGCUUUAUUGUCUUCAUUUUCUAUCUUGUACAGUGGACAAAAACAGCUUUUAUACGUUGCCUUGUUGUGGAUAGCAAGCCAUGGAGGCUUUGGUCGACCUUCUUAUCGUCGACGCUUUGUUCCGUCACACUUGAUUCUUCUCUCUCGCAGGGGAGGAAACGUGUCCACCGUAAAGAUGGUGACAUUUAUUCUGCACACGCUUUUGCAUCACGAUAUCGAACCAAAAACAAGUGCUUUUUGUUCCACGGUGUGUGUGUGUGUGUGUGUGUGUGUGCAGGUGCUUUUUUUAAUAUAUUGUUGUGUUUGGUUUGUGUCAUGCUUUGGUCAAAGUGUUAUUAUUGUGAAUAUGAAGGGCUGCAUGCGUCUUGGUCAUGACACACAAUCAAGGAGGGAAAUGCAAAUAGAAACGGUGCAUCUUUUCUACCUAGCAACUCUUUAUGGCUCAUUUGCAUAAAGGGAAGGCACACAAGGCCAUGACUGCACUUCACUUAUUUAUUCUUUCCUUUAUCUGACAGCUGUGAAGAAGAUGGAAGGGGCGGCUCUCGAUGAAUGUUUAUUGUGGGUGUGGAAGCCCACAUAGCAGUGCUAUGUGUGUGUGUGUGUGUGUUACUUUCCGGCCUUGCACUCCUCUCAUAACCUCGACCUCGUCUUCUUCCUCAUACUGGGUUGUACUUCAGGAAACCGUCUGCCAUCAAUCCUCAAAUAUGUGCCUCAAUGACCUUUAACCUGCGUGAUUGUGCUUGAGAGACGUUGGCUGAUUGUUAUUGUUAUUGUUAUUAUUAUUAUUAUGAUUAUUACCUUAAUAGGCCUUGAGUCAAAUCACAAGAAACAUUUGAGACAAAUCAAAAAUGGCGACUUUUGAGUUUGCUUCCCGCCGCGUUGUUGUUUUUGUUUCUUUGCAUGUUUGUGUUGAUUUUGUGGAACCAAAGCAACGCCCUCACACACCUGUCUCAUUUCACUCCGUGCAAAACUGGAAGGGUUGAUUUCUUGGUCAUGUUGGCUGCAUGGACACGUGCUCAUCCUUCAAGAAGCCAUAGUCGAUGCUAUGCUAGAUUUCAAGUUGGCGCUUUUUACUUUAGAGUGUGUUCUUCUACUAAGACUGAUGUGUGUAUACCUUCAUAUAUAUAAAUAUCAAUUUAUAUGACUAUUAUUAUUUAUUUUCUCUCAACUUUAAGAGGGUCUUUGAUUUGUACAAAGUCGCACUUGAAGCCUGAGCUUUGUUUCUUUUCACUGGGAAUAUUGUUCAAACUGACUUUAUAUUAAUGAUCAAUAACUUGUGUUUGUAACAAAAUGUGCUUAAUCCACAAAAAGGACGACUGUGCUGCUUUUUUUUUUGUUUGGUUCUGUUGGAGGCAGAGGAAGUGCUAUUGUGCAAAUAUUUCUUUGGUGGAUAAUUCUGGUCACAAAACAUUUUUACAAACUUUUUGAGCCUCCAGUUGUGAUGUUGGCCCAGCAAAUCUCUUUCUAACGUCAUGUUUAGUGCAAGAAUUUGCUUAUUAUUAUUUGCAAAAACCAAUCAGUCUCAAUAAAUUUUUAAAUUGCUGCUGUAAAGAAGUCACUAAUGUGUGUUCUCUUUUUUUUUUUUUUUUAAUUAAAGGACCCAUAGCGUCCAGAUGACCAACAUUUCACGAACUACUUCUCUUUAUGUAUUUUUUACUCCAGAAAAUGAAUCUGGCAGUCAUUUCCCAUAAUAUUAAUUUGUUUCUGAGCAAUUGGUAGGUAACUAAUUGUGCUUGGAACGCCCCUUUUUCUAUUGCCAGACCCUAUAUGCCGCCCCUCUUGGUGUGACAUCAUCUACAGAACUGCAUCCAAUUUCCCCGCAUAGACAGUGUGGAUAAAGGCAUGUAAAAGUAUUAUUUUGAUCACUUUUGUCGCCCUGAUUACUUUAAAACAGACAUUACGAGUAAAAAAAAUAAAUAUAAAAGUAACUUUCCAGGACUUCCCUUCUUUUUCCAUCUCCUCUUUGAUACACAAAAUAAUACUUGUAUUUCUUUGUGCGAUUUCAACAUAUCCACAUCAUCGUGAAGAAAACAUCAGUAGAAGAGGACACAAAAUAAAAUACUAGCGGCUUACCUUCUUUUUGUCUCGUUUUUUAGCUGCUUUUAUUUCUCUGUUGUUGUUUUUUGCAGGAUCUGACUCAGUCU
Messenger RNA from Nerophis lumbriciformis (worm pipefish), 5144 nucleotides. RefSeq names its product zinc finger and BTB domain containing 46 (gene zbtb46). Lineage: Eukaryota; Metazoa; Chordata; Actinopteri; Syngnathiformes; Syngnathidae. Gene Ontology annotation, biological process: regulation of transcription by RNA polymerase II. The record is from RefSeq and is a predicted model, not a curated record. Gene Ontology annotation, molecular function: DNA-binding transcription factor activity, RNA polymerase II-specific; RNA polymerase II cis-regulatory region sequence-specific DNA binding; protein binding.